Molecule: messenger RNA, 5432 nt
Organism: Xyrauchen texanus (razorback sucker)
Lineage: Eukaryota; Metazoa; Chordata; Actinopteri; Cypriniformes; Catostomidae
Gene: macc1
Product: MET transcriptional regulator MACC1
Exons: 5
Coding region: 134-2707 (857 amino acids)
Cellular component (GO): cytoplasm
Source: RefSeq, a predicted model, not a curated record
CAGGCGCACAGAAGUAAAGGUGUACAGUUGGUGACACUCCCCGACGAUUAAAAAAGUUCGCGUGAGGACUGAGUUGGAAACUACCAUGUUUCAGCUUUGACAUUAGAGACAGACUAUUGUCAUUUGUUAUUGGAUGUUAAAGAUGGCAGCCAUGGUAAAGUCACAAAAUCAUGCAGGGAUUCUGCUUCGAAGUAGAUCUGAGGGAACACUGAUAGAUCUAGAUGAGAAUGUGACCAUCAACAACAACAACUUUAAUGGGAGCUAUGCUCAUCAGAUUGGAAUUGGAAAAACCUCUGAGUGGCCAAAUCUACUGAAAGAGAAUGUACAUCCCAAAAAAAUGACUAACCCCUUCUGGAAUCAGCUGGGCCAAUCAAAUCCAUUCUUAAAUGAUAUCGUACACAUGAGCACCUAUGAUUCUGGUGUGUCCAUACUGAAAGAGGAUCCUUUAUCACUGUUCGAUAAUAAUAAUGAAGACUCUGUCAGCACAUCUUCAGAUGAAGCAAACUAUGCCCAUCUUUUAGCACCCAGACAAAGCAAUCUAAAUCGAUCUGGGAGGUGGAGAAGUGCCUCAGAUAUACUUGACAGUCUUGAGAAAAAGGAAAACAAGAGGGAGAAGCGACUGAACUCUCAAGGACCUUUCCUGAAUCCUGAUUUUGAGUGGUUGAAAAAUGACAGAGAAGCUUACAAAAUGGCUUGGCUGAGUCAUAGACAGCUAACCAGGUCCUGCUUGGACCUGAGCCUAAUGAAGCAAAGUCCUGGAUGGGCUCAGACCCAGGCCACAGACAUCCAAAUUGUCUGCCAGAUUGACCACAAUGGAGGCUCAGUGCAGUUGCCCGACACUGACAUCACAGCUCAUGUUCCUCAGGGACACAUCCCCCCAGGUGAGAUCCAGGAAAUUGCCCUCAAAAUUAUCCUAAAUCCUCCCACUGGAAUAAACAACAACUACACCAUGACUCUGAGCCCCCUUUUAGAGGUCAACUUCAGUAACCUCAAUGUUUCAGGGGGCAUUUCGCUGGAAAUGAGAAUGGCUGCUAAAGUUAAGAAUGACCCCACAAGCCACGUUAUGACAUCAUUUGUGGGUCUGGUCUCGCAAAGGAAAGAGGGACCUUAUCAGAAGUUAAAAGAUUGUUACGUAUACAAUGAUAUGUUACAAAUGAAGCUCCUAGAUUUAAAACCUCACAUGUAUGUCAUAACUGCUGCAGAGGCCACUGUUCUGGAGCCACCUGCUACGUCAGUAUGGGAUUACUUGGAUCGCUAUGUCACGGUGGCCGUCUAUGGGCCCAAGCACAUACACCCAUCCCUUAAAAUAGUUCUGGUCAUCUCGUGCCAUAACAAUAUUCCUCCCAGGCUCCCAUUCUCUGACAUCCAGAGGGGUAACCGGAACCUGCCCCCUGUUGUUUUGGAACUUUGGGGGAAAAAUACAUUUAACCCACAUGGUCUGAAAGAUCUUCACAUUGCUUCAAGUGUGUUGAACUCAAACUUUGAAGUGAAAUCAAUUGAUCGUAAUAAAGAGGUCAAACAGGAGCAGCUUAAAGCUGGCAGAGUGCUUCAUCUUCCAUUGGAGCUUUCGAAGGUGGGUGGAGGUGAGAUGAGUCCAUUCAAACUCAAUAUUGAGGUGAAAGACUCAAAGAGUCUUGCUUUGGGAGACUUUUGCUUUACCUCCCCUGACACUUCCCCUCUGAGGUCAGACAAACAUGGCCACAGGCGUUCAGACUGGCAGAGAGAAGUAACUCGUUCAAUGCCCAUUCCCGAGGAAUCCAUCCCAGAAGUCCUUACCAAGAAAUUUCAGGACAGGCCUGUGGAUUUGCAGUGGUACGGAGUAGCACUGAAAUCCAUUCUUCGACAACCGAGAGUUGAAUAUCUUCUGGAGUAUUUUAAAGGUGAUACAAUUGCUUUGCUCUCCAAAGAAACUGUUAGAUCUGUAGGUCAGCUAAAGGUCAAGGAGUGGUAUAUUGGUUUUCUUCGAGGAAGGAUCGGCCUGGUGCACUGCAAGAACCUGAAGGUCAUAACGAAGGAUCAAGUCAUCGACUUCAAUGGAAUUAAGCUCACCACACAAAUUCUCCUGGACAAUAUGGCAAUUCCUUUUAAGAAACUCACAUACAUGUACUCUGCUAUUCAGAUGUUGGUCACGGAUCAUGUAAAAUGCUGGAAAACCUUUGCUGAGGCUUUGGGUUACUCUGACAUCUCCAUUGAUGCUAGCUCUAGGAGACAUGCUGAAACAGAGGCAGAAAAAGUAGCUUGCGUUCUUGAAAAGCUGAAGGAAGAUUGUCAUGCAGAGAAGAUGAAGAAAAAGUUCCAACAUGAGCUUAUUAUUGGGCUGUUGAAGAUGGAUGCUCAAGGACUAGUAGCCCAUAUCAUCCAGGACAUAGUGAUUCUGUCCACAGCAGUCGAGCUGGGAGUGCGAUGGAGAGAACUAGCCGAGCGUCUUGGUAGACUCUCAAAUGUUCAGAUUGCUGCUUAUGAGGCACCACACAGAGGGAAAAAUGGAGAAGUUAGUACUCAGUCAAUGUGGAAGCCUGCAUAUGACUUCCUGUAUGCCUGGAGUAAGCGGUAUGGAGAUGGCUACAGGGAUAUGAUCCAGGACCUUCACCUGGCCCUUGAUAAGAUGAAGAGCCCAGUGACCAAGCAGUGGAGACAGAUCACCGGAGCUCUCAUAACCGUCAACUGCAUGGAGAUUCUGAGGGCUGCCAUUGUCCUCAGUGAUUAAUGAUGCCUCUCUUUUUGUGCACCCACACUUCAUAUUGAGGUAAACCAUGUUCAUCUUGUUAGCUGUGUGGUAUUUUUUUUUUUUAUGUGAUAACAUGUGUACUUUUAAUGACAUUUGCUCUUUGAAAAGUACAGAAUUUUCGUUACUGUGUACCUGUCUGUAUUUUAUAUGUGUUGUGUUUUAGCAGACUACAGAGUUACAGCACUGUUGUUUCAUGUUGAAUUUACUUUGACAUGGUGAAAUAAUUAAACUUUGGUAAACCUUUUGUCUGAUUGCCAAAUGCAAGUGCAAGGCUGUUGUAAUUAGAUUUGCACUGGCAGGACAUUAUAUUUGUAAUUAGGUCCCUUAUGCAAUACUACAGAUUUUAAGGGUUGUUUGAGGGGAAUAAAUAGCUGUUGGCACAUAUUUACUAUAAAAGAUUGUGAUGGCAUUCCAGAUGAACUGCCUCAAGGUUACCUACUUUGUUUUCUGUAUUUUAGUUAAACACAUUUUUUCUGAAUCAUACUGUCUGUCUGUACCUAUAUGUUAUUAAUAUUCAAAGUUAUAUGUGUAAUAUUUGAUGGAAGUGUUACAUGUGUUUUGGUCCUUGCAGACAGUGAUCCAUUGUUAUUCUUUAUUGUAUUAACAUACUGAUACACUGACGAAUAGUGUCAGUAUCACAAGUUAUAACAUUAUACUACGUUUUCAUCUAAAGUCAUUUAACUUUGUUACCCUUAAGUAUAGUGCUUGAUUCUGGCAAAUUGUAUUUAUCUAUUUUUUUUAAUUGUGAGUUUGGCAUCAUGUGUAUGAGAUAAGUUGUCAUUUUAAAUAUGCAAACUACAGUGUUUAAAUGUAAGUGUCCGUAAAAUAUAUUUUAUAUUGCUGUAUUUGUUUUCACAAAAAUUUUUUAUGCUAAUACAGUUGUAGAUUUGUAUGUAACACUGUUAAAAUAUAACCAUUUAUGUCAUGAAGGAGCUCUAUAAUAAAGGGCAAAGAUAAUAAUAUUAAAAAUGUGUAUGUAUUUUGACCAGGGCUGGUACUUGGAUGCAAUCCUUGGGGAGGGGGAGGGGGGUUCUUAAGGGUGGGCAAGUGCUUGUCUCUUCGUCAGACCGCAGUAGGGUGGCCCUCUUGAUCGUUUUGCCAUCUAUCCAGAACUGUAGAGGCACAAGGAAAAUAUAGGGGGUUAAUUCCCCCCUUAGACCUAUCCAUAAUUUUGAGCUCAAAAAUUAUUUGAGGAAAUAUUGGUUAAAAGAUCUCAUUUGAUUCGAUGAUAAAAACACAAGGGACAGCAUAUCAUAACCACACAUGACAUAAUAUCUGCAUUGCUUUCUGAUUAGUCCAGCAAUGUGCAGCUCAGCCUCAAAUCUGUCAAAAUCUUUCAUUGAUUAAAAAAUGAUGUCGUUAUUUAGACACCAAUGGCAUCUAGUGACCUCAAUGUCACAGCUUCAAUUGCUAUAUAGGAUGAGACUCCUAAUGGUCAUUAGCCUUCAAUCAUGCCAGUUUCUCAGAACUAUUUCAGUAGUACGUACAGUCCAUUGCUUAUAGCGCUCUUGGUUUUUCAGUCACACAUAGACGCAUAGCCUCUUCAAAUUCCCAACCUCUUACACGCACACCAAAAUGUCCUUCACCCCUUUCUGACGUAUCUCUUGUACAUCCUAAUCUCCAGUGUGCUUAUUUAACUUGUGUGUUUGCCUAAGCCUUAUCCCACUAAGAGUCUCAUUGUUCAGUGUUGCUCUCUAAGAGUUCAGCUCAGCUAAGCCAUAUUGAAUGAUUUUAGAGAAUGUCAUGAUUAUGUACCAUAAAUAACAGUUUAACAAAGCUAGGUUAUGUAUGUCGUAAGAAUGAGCUGCCUGCAGAGUCAGUCUUUGAGAAAUAAUUGAUUAGCAUUUUCUGAAUACGUUCUGAUAUCCAAUUUUAAUGUGCAGAAUAAAUUUUUUGUAAAACAGUUGUAUGUUCUGAUGUAAGCAUUGUGGCUCUCUGGCACUCUUAAAUCAUUGAUCUGUUAGAGCAACUCAUAGCACGAGUUGGGGGGUGGGAUUAUAUGUUUGUCCAACUUAUGGAAAACAGGAACGUUUUGGAAACCUGUUUGAAACAAGUUAUUAUCUUUGCAACUCCGUUUGGUGAUGCUAGUGGUGCAGAAAUUAUACACUUUUCCCAACUGUUAACAUGGAUACAUGUACCUAUUUUCCCUAUUUUAUUAAAUCAUGAUACCAAUUAAGUGUAUGAUGUAAACAAAAUAUAAAACAACUGUAAAAAAUAUAAAAUGAGCAUCCAUUAAUAAUAGAUUGGCAGCUAAUGCUACCAAAGAUAUAUAUAUAUAUACAUAUAGUGCUGCACCAAUGAGUGGUGGUGGUGUAGUGGUCUAAACCACAUAACUGUUAAUCAGAAGGUUGCAGGUUUGAUCCCCACAGCCACUACCAUUGUGUCCUUGAGCAAGGCACUUAACUCCAGGUUGCUCCGGGGGGAUUGUCCCUGUUAUAAAGGCUCUGUAAGUUGCUUUGGAUAAAAGCAUCUGCCAAAUGCGUAAAUGUAUGUCAUCAUUGUAUUAUUUGUUCUAAAAACGAUAUAAAACUAAAACCCAUAUAAAACUAAAACCCAAAGUUUUUUUUUUAAACAUCAUAAACACUUUCCUGAAUAAUACAGUAACAUGAGCUUGUGGAAAACAAAUAUAUUGUAUUUAAUAUAUACAUUAAACUGUAUUGCUAUAUAUGACAUUUAUGCUUUCGGUUAUAGUUUUUAUAUAUAC